Coniosporium apollinis CBS 100218 is the source of this 1272-nucleotide messenger RNA. Its product is annotated as tRNA-dihydrouridine synthase 2. Gene Ontology annotation, biological process: tRNA dihydrouridine synthesis. NCBI's taxonomy places the organism in Eukaryota, Fungi, Ascomycota, Dothideomycetes. The record is from RefSeq and is a predicted model, not a curated record. Bases 1 to 1272 code for a protein of 423 amino acids. Gene Ontology annotation, molecular function: flavin adenine dinucleotide binding; tRNA dihydrouridine synthase activity. The transcript has 2 exons. Gene Ontology annotation, cellular component: cytoplasm.
AUGACAUCGUCUCCGCCGCGCAUCCCAAUCCCUAAGAAUGGCGUCGAUUACCGGGGCAAGGUCGUCCUUGCGCCGAUGGUCCGCUCCGGAGAGCUGCCAUCGCGACUGCUUGCGCUCAAGUAUGGCGCAGACCUUGUGUGGGGUCCAGAAACCAUCGACCGCGCCCUAAUAGGCACAACACGGCGCGAAAACCCCAUGACCAACACCAUCGACUUCACGCGCCCCUCCUCCAACGGCCUCAAGAAUUCCGCACACAACCCCGAUCAGCGCGAAAGCGUCAUAUACCGCCUCCACCCCACUCAAGAGCACAAGAAGCUGAUCUUCCAGAUCGGCACCGCGAAUCCCGAGACCGCUGUCCAGGCCGCCAAGCUCGUCGCCGCAGAUGUUGCGGGCAUCGACGUCAACAGUGGGUGUCCAAAGCCAUUUUCCACAAGCGGAGGCAUGGGCGCGGCGUUGUUGCGGACGCCGGAUACGCUGUGCAGAAUUCUGGAGGCGCUGGUUAAGGAGGUGGGCGAGCCGCAUGAGAUCGGUAUUUCGGUUAAGAUACGGCUGUUAGAGACGCCUGAGAAGACGGAGGCGCUGGUUAGGAGGCUCGUCAAGACGGGCAUUACGGGAUUGACUGUGCAUUGUCGGACUACACCUAUGCGGCCCAGAGAGCGCGCGAUUAGGGAGCAGCUGAAGAUGAUCGCUGGAGUGUGUCGCGAGGCAGGCGUGGCGUGCGUUAUGAAUGGGGAUGUGGAGAAUCGGGAACAGGCGGUUCAGCUUAUGCAGGAGUACGGUUGCGACGGCGCCAUGAUUGCCACGGCCGCUGAGCGCAACUCCAGUGUCUUCAGGGCGAAAGAAGAUGGCGGCCGUGCAGGCUGGAAGGAGCUUGUCAGGGAGUACAUGCAGUUCGCGCUGGAGGUGGAGAAUAGAUGGGGCAAUACGAAAUUCCUGCUCAGCCAGAUGAUACCUGGCAAGGAAGCGAGCUACAUGCGGAUGAACCAAAGCAAGGGAUAUGAACAGCUCAUCGAGGCACUGGGCUUUGAAGAUCUAAGGGAUCUGGCGAAGGACGUGGAUGAUAGGCUAGGCCUCAACAACCGGGUCGACAAGCCUACGAAGAGGGCGAAUGCAAGAGAGGAGAACAAGCGCAAGCAGAUGGAGGAGGCGGGAGAGGACAGUCAAACCAAGAAGAUCAGGGUGCCGCCGGCAGCGCUAAACAAGCCGCUUGAGUCCAUAGUGGUGCCAGAUGCCGCUGCUGAAGUUGCACCAGGAACGGCGCUGAGUAUUUAG